This is a messenger RNA of Rotaria sordida, 372 nucleotides long. The record is from the annotation of a GenBank genome assembly. Lineage: Eukaryota; Metazoa; Rotifera; Eurotatoria; Philodinida; Philodinidae.
AUGCCGGCUAAUGAUCAAACAAUGCUUCGAGAAAUGAUAGGCACUGCGACUACCUCGUACUCCCCCUCAUCAACAAUCUCUCUCGAUGUCAAUUACCCAGCUAAAAUACCACUAACUCGUAAAGCGACAAAUACGGAUCAACGGACCGCUGGAACUGUCAACAAUUUGGAUAGUGAUUAUCAGGAUUCAAGAGACAUCCGAGACACAACUUCACGCAUACGAGAAUUUGAAGAAGAUAUCGAUCGUCAUUGUCGUGAUAAUCGUAUUGUGCAAGACGACGACGAAUAUCGUUUAUUGAAACUUUAUCGUUCAAUGGGAAGCACCGAAAAAGUCAAAUUUCUCGAAGGCGCAGAAAAGUUAGCUGGAAUUUAA